AUGGCUUUCUUGAUCAAGAGCAUGAUUGGGAACCCCCUGUCAGGGAUCGGGCUCGGUGGUGGAGGUGACAAGGAAGAGGAGGCCGCCCCCACAGAUCCAGCCAAAGCAGCAGGGAUGACACGCGAGGAGUAUGAAGAGUACCAAAAACAGGUGGUGGAGGAGAAGAUGGAGAGAGAUGCAGAUUUCUUACACAAGAAGGCGGAAAGAGCAACAUUGAGGGUUUGCCUCAGAGAAAAGUACCGGCUGCCAAAGAGCGAGCAGGACGACAACAUGAUCGAGAUCGCCGGGGACGACGUGGACGUGCCCGAGGACCUGCUCAAGAUGGUGGACGAGGACGCCACGGAGGAGGAGGGCAAGGACUCCAUCAUGGGCCAGUUUCAAAACUUGCAGAACAUGGACAUGGACCAGCUGAAGGAGAAGGCCUCGGCCACCGUCACCGAGCUGAAGAGCAAAGCGGAGGAGAAGUGCUCCGUCAUGUGAACAGUCGGAGAGGGCCGUCUGUGUUUGAGUGAUGAAGAGGAGGAAGAGAUGAAUGCGAGAAAAUGUAUGUUAACGCUCUCUGGGAAUCUGGAGACUGAGCUGUGUGAACAGGUCUGGGAUUCGGCCCACAAAGGCAGAUGAUCUCUCUGUAAUAUGAAACGGUGU
Molecule: messenger RNA, 645 nt
Organism: Cyclopterus lumpus (lumpfish)
Lineage: Eukaryota; Metazoa; Chordata; Actinopteri; Perciformes; Cyclopteridae
Gene: cplx4a
Product: complexin 4a
Exons: 3
Coding region: 1-480 (159 amino acids)
Biological process (GO): synaptic vesicle exocytosis; neurotransmitter transport; regulation of neurotransmitter secretion
Cellular component (GO): terminal bouton; SNARE complex
Molecular function (GO): syntaxin binding
Source: RefSeq, a predicted model, not a curated record